Messenger RNA from Fopius arisanus, 4935 nucleotides. RefSeq names its product furin-like protease 2 (gene Fur2). Gene Ontology annotation, biological process: protein processing. Gene Ontology annotation, cellular component: Golgi membrane; trans-Golgi network. The transcript is spliced from 11 exons. Lineage: Eukaryota; Metazoa; Arthropoda; Insecta; Hymenoptera; Braconidae. Gene Ontology annotation, molecular function: serine-type endopeptidase activity. The record is from RefSeq and is a predicted model, not a curated record. The coding region runs from base 1 to 3864 and encodes 1287 amino acids.
AUGUUGGAAAAAAAGUAUUUUUUUAUAAGUGUUUUCUUAAUAACAUAUUUAUUAUUAUUGCAGAUUGGCGCCCUGAAGAACUAUUAUCUUUUCACUCAUCCCCACGUUCACAAGCGUUCCCUGGACACCAGCGAACACCAUCACAAACUUCUUCGCGAUGAAUCUCAGGUGCACUGGUUUCAACAGCAGCAUGAGAAGAAGCGGAAGAAGCGAGAUUACGAGGUACCUGGAUCUUACAGCUUUGGUAGCGACUAUCCUGGGUUAUUCGAGGACUACUCACCGUCUCGACAGCGUCAGACAUUUCAUCGUCAACGGAAUCGAGGUGCACCACUUCAAAAUUUAUUCACGGAUCCACUAUUCAAGGAACAAUGGUAUCUGAAUGGAGGGGCCAAGGAUGGUUUUGACAUGAACAUUGCUCCGGUCUGGCAGAAAGGGUAUACAGGUAAAAACGUAGUGGUGUCCAUUCUGGAUGAUGGUAUCCAAACAAAUCAUCCUGACUUGGCUCUGAAUUACGAUCACGAGGCCAGUUAUGACAUCAAUGGGGAUGAUGAUGAUCCAAUGCCUCAGGACAAUGGAGACAAUAAACACGGAACUCGUUGUGCCGGUGAAGUUGCGGCUGUUGCCUUCAACCAGUAUUGUGGAGUCGGUGUCGCUUACAAUGCCAGUAUCGGAGGAGUGAGGAUGCUAGAUGGUGUAGUGAACGAUGCUGUUGAGGCUCGAGCACUCGGACUGAAUUCCGACCACAUCGAUAUUUACUCAGCCUCAUGGGGCCCAGAAGACGACGGCAAAACAGUCGAUGGUCCUGGAGCUCUUGCCAGGCGUGCAUUCAUCUAUGGUGUUACCAGUGGUAGAAAAGGUAAAGGAUCGAUCUUCGUGUGGGCCUCAGGCAACGGCGGUCGUCAUACAGACUCAUGCAACUGUGACGGCUACACAAACAGUAUUUUCACCCUGUCGAUAUCCUCAGCAACCCAAGGUGGUUAUAAGCCCUGGUAUUUGGAAGAGUGCAGCUCAACCCUCGCAACAACGUAUUCGUCAGGCACACCGGGCAAUGAUAAGAGCGUUGCUACCGUUGAUAUGGAUGGAAAAUUACGACCAGAUCACAUAUGCACCGUUGAACAUACGGGAACAUCGGCAUCAGCACCCCUUGCCGCUGGAAUAGCUGCCCUUGCGCUCGAGGCUAAUCCUAGUCUGACCUGGAGAGAUAUGCAGUACCUUGUGGUGCUGACGUCCAGAUCUGGACCACUUGAGAAGGAACCAGGAUGGAUUUUAAAUGGUGUUAAGAGGAAAGUUUCCCAUAAAUUUGGAUAUGGGCUCAUGGAUGCAGCCGCUGUCGUCAAUUUUGCUGAGCAGUGGACCAAUGUACCACCUCAGCAUAUUUGUAAGUCACAGGAAAUCAAUGAGGAGAGAUCCAUUGAUCCCACUUUUGGCUAUACACUCAAUGUUAAUAUGGACGUCAGUGGAUGCGCCGGUACUCUCAAUGAAGUUCGAUUCUUGGAGCAUGUGCAGUGCAAGGUGUCACUGCGAUUCUUUCCACGUGGUAAUCUUCGCUUGCUGCUGACAUCACCGAUGGGAACUACCUCGACAUUGCUCUUUGAACGACCCAGGGAUAUUGUUGGCUCCAACUUUGACGAUUGGCCGUUCUUGAGCGUACACUUUUGGGGAGAAAAGGCUGAUGGCAGAUGGACCCUCCAGGUCAUCAAUGCUGGGAAUAGGAGGGUCAAUUCACCUGGAAUCCUGAAGAAGUGGCAGUUGAUAUUCUACGGGACAGCAACAAAUCCAAUAAAGAUUCGAACGCGCCAAUUUAAUCCGGUACAGCAACAGACGAAUUAUCCUUUCUUCCCAAUAGAUCACUCAUUGGUUCUGGAUCAUCUUAUUGGCUCCGACUACUAUCGGUCAUCUGGGUUUCAGAAUUAUCAGGGGUCGUAUGCUGGUGCAGCAUCCAACGUACAGGCGUCGGUGGCAUCCUUGGAUGGCUCGUCGGCGCCAAUUCUUACCAAUCGAUUGCCAGAGGAUAUUGCAGAUGACAUCUCCAGAAAUCUUCAGGGCUCAUUGGAUCCGUCACGAAGGAUUGUACAUGAUUGUGAUCCACAGUGCGAUCAUCAGGGUUGCUACGACAAGGGACCAACCGAAUGCGUCGCCUGUAAGACGUACAGACUUGACAAUACAUGUGUAAGUCGAUGUCCGCCGAGAAGUUUCCCAAACCAGGGUGGCGUUUGUUGGCCUUGUCACGAAUCCUGCGAGACUUGCGCCGGGGCUGGUCAAGAUUCUUGUCUUUCCUGUGCACCAGCACACCUUCGUGUCACCGAUCUUGCCGUCUGUCUACAGCAAUGCCCCGAGGGCUAUUACGAAAAUACUGAGAAUAGCACAUGCGUGCCCUGCGAGGCAAACUGUGCGAGCUGCCAAGAUCGCUCUGAUCAUUGCACAUCCUGUGAGCAUCACUUAGUGAUGCACGACAACAAGUGUUACGCAGCCUGUCCCCUCUAUACCUACGAAACUCAGGACUACAACUGUGCCCCAUGCCACUCGACCUGCGAAACGUGCAACGGCACUUCAGAGAGUCAAUGUAUCAGUUGCAAGCCCUCGCACUACUCUCUCAAUGGCACAUGUCACUCCUCAUGUCCAGCUGGUUACUACCCGGACAAAAAGCGCCGAGAAUGUGUACCCUGUCCCCCUGGAUGCUCGACCUGCGUCACCGCGGCCUGUACCAGCUGCAUCAAUGGCUGGAGCCUCAACAAAAAGAACCUAUGCGCACCAGUUUCUAGAUCAAAAUGCGAUAUCUCCGAGUACUUCGAGGAUAAUCACUGCAAACCCUGUCAUUCGACGUGCGAGACCUGCGCAGGCCCAACUGAUAACUUCUGCAUUUCCUGCCAGUCACCGUUGCUUCUCCAAAACCGAAGAUGUGUCGCCCAGUGUGACGAUGGAUUCUAUUCGGUCGCACAGCCAACAAGAUCCAUUUGUUCACCUUGUCUUCAUACCUGCAAGACUUGCGUUUCUAGAUUGAACUGCACAGCUUGUCAGGACGGGCUUCAGCUGCAGAGUGGCGAGUGCAGGUCAUCUUGUGCUCAAGGAUACUAUUCGGAUAGAGGCCAAUGCGCUAAAUGUUAUCUUUCCUGUAAAACUUGUUCGGGCCCGCGAAGAGACCAGUGCGUCACUUGUCCGCCGGGGUGGCAAUUGGCAGCAGGUGAAUGUCACCCUGAGUGUCCCGAGGGCUUUUUCAAGUCGAAUUUUGGAUGUCAAAAGUGCCACCACUACUGUAGAACGUGCAAGGGUGAAGGGCCGUUGGAAUGCACCAGUUGCCCUGAACAUUCGAUGCUGGAGGGUGGCCUCUGCAUGGAGUGCCUUGGAGCCCAGUAUUACGAUCCUUUAACUCAACUCUGCAAAAACUGUCACUCCGAUUGUCGAAGAUGCUCAGGACCUGGCAAGUUCAGCUGUGCUGCUUGCACUCUUCCCUUACACCUCGACAAACUGAAUAAUCAAUGUGUACCAUGCUGUCAUGGAGAGAAGAAAAAUGAGAGUGAGGAGUGCUGUCUCUGUGAUCCUGAAACUGGCGGCUGCAGGAAUUCAUCGCCAGCUGGAAAAAGGAGGGUUGCAGGGGCGGAAGAGCCUGCCCCGGGGGUGGAGUUUGACACGGAGUUCGAGAGUUUAGAGGCCAAGGGCAAAGGUGAAGAGUUCGCGGUGACCGCUGCCACCAUGAUGGCGGUCGCCAUCUGCGUUGCAGCGGUUGCACUGUUUGCCGCUAUUUUCGUGGCUUUGCAGGCUGUGUCAAGGAGACGAGAAUGCACUGUGGGUUACACGAAGCUGUCAGUGACUGUUGAACCACCGGAGGAAAACGAGGCGGAUGACACAACAGAACUCAUGACUUAGAAUUCACCUAGUAGAUAGUAAAUGAACCAAUUCAUAAAAAAAGGGCCGAAGAAACCUUCAAUGUCUUCGACUCGAGACAACUUAAAAAAUCUCCACAGUGUUGAAACUUGUGCCAGAGGAAGAGGGAGUCUCGAUGCUCUCAUUUAAUAAGAUUUUUCAUCAUGGAAAAGCUACAGUGUGGAAAUUUUGGCCAAGUGUUCCUCAAGUUUCAGGAGAAAAUGAUGAAGAAGAACAUGUCUGCGUGUGUGCUGAUAAGAAAGAUGAUAACAUGACGUGUGAAUGUGUUUUUAAGUGAAAAAUGUAAUACCUUAACGAAGAUGAAGAGAAUUCAGGUGGUAAUGUGAGAACAGAGGAGAUUAAUGUGAAAUGAGAAAUGAGUGUGGGUGUGACUCUUUAAGGUACGAACAACUCGUACAAAAGAAUGAGGGAAAAAAUAUCGUAAGUGCCUGAUUAGUGACACCCAAGUAAUCUCUUCCUACCCCUUUUCACACCUUCUAUUAAUCUUUUUUUACUUUCGGGAUUUUUAUAUCCAAUUCCUUUUAUUUUUCUCAAAUCCCCUAAUCCCUCUUCUUUUAUUCCAUGAUUCACUCUUUCUCAUGAUUGUUUUUUUUUUCUCUGUUUUAUUUUCUUGCUUUAUUGGAGAAAGAUUCAAACGUAAUACAGAAUAGAUGAAGAAGGUAUGUUUUGAGGUGGGUGAAUGAGAGAAAGAGAAAUAUGAUGAGGGAGCAAACUCCUUUUGGGUUUUAUUGAGAAUGAAAAUCUCCUAGUGAUGUGGGGCGUUAGCAAAAUAAUAUGUCGAGAUUGCGAAAUUUUCAUAAGACCAUUCAUUAUUGAGAUAACUUAUCACUUUGCAAAAAAGUUGAAUUCUAUUCAAAAAGGCUUUUAUUCAAAAAUAUCAGAAAAGUUUUUUGUAGAGAUUUUUUUUCACUGCAAAAAAUACAUUCUGAGUAUUUCUUCAUAAAGCCAUUCGUUAUCCACACGAAUCUCCAACGCUAAUCCUUCAAAAAGCGGGAUUCUGCUCAUCAUAAUUCACUCCUUCUCUCUAGUACGAUCUUCGUUUAUGAAAGGGCG